CGAAAAGACGUUCAACAUGAGUGUUACCGCUUCGAGCACAAAGUCGAUCGUGUCCACACCGUUUUCCAUAAACGACAUCCUCACCAGAAGUCGACGUAGUGAACGGCGCAGUUCUGGGGAAUCGUCAGGGAAUGAGGAAGAUUUGGCCAGGGCGUUCUAUCAUCGGCAACCUAGCCACCACCACCACCACCAUCAUCUUCAUUAUCACCAACGUCACCGUGGUGUCGAGAACUCCGGAAGUUCGCCCCGGCAACCAGAGGAUGCGUUCUAUGGACAGUUGAGAUUGGGCUGCGGCAACAAUAACAACAAUAGCACCGAAAAUGGCAAAAAGAUCGGUAUGCACGGUGCGGUUCGAUACCCGGCGAAUGGUCUUCCACCAGCGUUGCGCCGCGGAUCCUUGGAUUGUUUUAUGGUGUCCUCCGAAACUGCGUCCUCGCGAACCGCGGAUGAUGACGCACCCAUGAUCCAAGGAUGCUCUCCGAUGUCUACCGAUUUAUGUGAAGCCGCGAGUGCGAGUGAGCGACACAUGCUGCUCGACGGUUCUUCUGGCCGUACUGCAGGACCUGGUGGAGCCACUUGCUACCGUCUACCAAAGAUCCGCAACGACAGUCCCAUCGAUAUGCGUCGUUCGACGGAACAUGAUUCAGACUGUGACUCACCGUCACCGUACUCGAGUGCUCUGACAACGGGACACCACGCUGGUCCCUCCUCGAUGCUAGCGAGCGAUGAAAUGCCCUCGGCGAGGAAAAAGCGCUCCCGAGCGGCUUUCAGUCAUGCCCAGGUGUUUGAGCUGGAACGUCGAUUCGCUCAACAGCGCUACCUCUCGGGACCGGAGCGGUCGGAGUUGGCCAAAAACUUGCGGCUCACUGAGACGCAGGUGAAGAUCUGGUUCCAGAAUCGUCGAUACAAAACGAAACGGAAGCAAAUCCAGCAGCAUGAGGCCGCCCUGCUAAGUGCGACGAAGCGUGUUCCCGUGCAAGUGCUGGUCCGGGAGGAUGGUUCCUACGGGCCAAUGCUAGGAGCUGGCCAACCACACUACGCAACCGGACUGGAUCCUGCUCUACUAAACGUCUAUCGGCACCAGAUACAGAUGGCGUACGGUAUGCCCGGGAUUCCACCCAUGCCUUUCUCCUACUUCUACCCCUCGAAGAUUGCGACAGUUCCGAGCGGUCCGCUGGCUCCCUCGGUUACACCAUCCUCGUCGUCGUCUUCCGCUUCAUCAGCCCCAUCGACAGCGUUGGCUACAUGCAAAACCCCCACGCAGCAUCCAUACCUAGUGGCUGGCGGGCAGGCUGGCGGUAUCGGUGGACCGGGACCACUUAACUUCUCCACUCGGAACGAUGUCGAUCUAGAGAACGUGAUGUCCGGUAGGCAGCGAUCACGAUCCCCUUCCGAGCACUCGGGGCCCGGGUCGGACCACGGAUAUCGCCGACGGGCGGAUACUGAACGCAGUGCUGCCUGCAGUGUUCACUCUUCUAGUGGCGAGGGAGAGGACGUGGACGAAUGUGAAAAUGGAGCUAUAGCUAUAGCACGCCCAAAUUCAACUCCAUGGCACCUUAGGGAUGGGAGGGAGGGCUCUUAUGCACGACACGCACUGCUGGCCAGGAAGCGAGGUUCUAGUGUGAAAAAGUGGGUGAACAUUUGGAAGCAGCGUCCCGAGAUGCCCCGGUCGUCCACACCCAGACAGUGUAAAUAUUUCGAAAUUAUUGAUGAGCUAAUUUUGAGCUCCAUCCAUCGCUUUUCGGCUCUUGGAAGCAGCAUGAUGAGACAGCGAAUGUACUGGCCGCUGAACGAUGACAAAUCGAUGGAGUUGGGCUAG
Messenger RNA from Anopheles darlingi, 1819 nucleotides. RefSeq names its product homeobox even-skipped homolog protein 2 (gene bap). The transcript has 7 exons. Gene Ontology annotation, molecular function: RNA polymerase II cis-regulatory region sequence-specific DNA binding; DNA-binding transcription factor activity, RNA polymerase II-specific. The record is from RefSeq and is a predicted model, not a curated record. Gene Ontology annotation, cellular component: nucleus. The coding region runs from base 17 to 1819 and encodes 600 amino acids. Gene Ontology annotation, biological process: regulation of transcription by RNA polymerase II; cell differentiation. Lineage: Eukaryota; Metazoa; Arthropoda; Insecta; Diptera; Culicidae.